Molecule: messenger RNA, 4197 nt
Organism: Aspergillus thermomutatus
Lineage: Eukaryota; Fungi; Ascomycota; Eurotiomycetes; Eurotiales; Aspergillaceae
Exons: 8
Coding region: 1-4197 (1398 amino acids)
Source: RefSeq, a predicted model, not a curated record
AUGGUCUCUUUUCGUACAGUUCUGCUUCUCUGCCUUCAGGCUGUGGGAAUUGUCGCCGAUGGGCUGCAUGGACACGGACACAUGCAGCAUCAUAAGUACCAUGGCCAUCAACCAAGAGCAGUGAAUGCGUCAACUACCAGCGAUGCGGCAGACAUGGUGCAGCGGGCGUUGGCGGUUCUGGCGCACGUCAACCGGGAACGUGUAGAAUAUCCCAACUUCAACAAGAAUCAGUUUCAAACUGCAUCAUCGGCCACUGAAAACGUCUCCACUGCCCAACCGCUGGACUACAGCCCUGCGGCGGUCAGAAAUGUGACUCUGAAGGCUCGGCAGUCUGCAGAACAAAAUGGCAGUGCUCCUUACACCAUCCCGCCGGAGCUGGCAGAAGCCGCUCGUAUCAUGGCUGAAUCUCACCCUCAGCAGCCACAGGGAGAUCACAGUGAUGUUGCGACCCGGAUGAGAAGGAAGUACCGGACCAAGGGAAAUGAUACGAACACCCCUCGUCAGGCCUUGAUCCGCCCUAACGGCCUAUUCGACUACUCCCCGUUUGGCGCAAGCGCAAUCGAAUAUAAUGCGAAUAGCAGUACUGCGGGCACCAUCGAGAAGCGAGACGCCCCAACCGAGUACUGGAUGGCAUCUAUGGAGAAAAACGGUGCUAGCCCCUUCGCGCCGGAAUCCUACAAGGUUUGGCGCAACGUUCGGGACUAUGGUGCCGUAGGAGACGGAGUCACAGAUGACACCGAUGCCAUCAACCGUGCUAUCUCGGAUGGAGGACGAUGCGGUGCCAAUUGCGGCUCUAGUACUAUCUAUCCGGCUGUGGUCUGGUUUCCUGCAGGAACCUACCUGGUUAGCUCGCCAAUCAUUCAGUACUAUAAUACGCAGUUUCUGGGCGAUCCAUUAAACGUUCCUACGAUUCUCGCCGCAUCCAGUUUUGUUGGCCUAGGCGUCAUCACGUCUGACGUCUACGUUGGCGACACAGAGGAAUGGUACAUUAAUCAGAAUAACUUUCUGCGGAGUAUCCGGAAUUUCAAGAUUGACAUCCGGCUUACCGACCCGUCUGCUUAUAUCUGCGCCAUUCACUGGCAAGUCGCCCAGGGCACAUCCCUGGAGAAUAUCGAGUUUUAUAUGCUGUACAACACCGAUGUCCCUGGAAACAAGCAGCAGGGUAUCUACAUGGAGAACGGCUCCGGUGGUUUCCUCGCGGAUUUGACGUUUGUCGGCGGAAAUUUCGGAGCUUAUUUUGGAAACCAGCAGUUCACCACGAGUCAGCUGGUCUUUGUUAAUUGCAGCACGGCACUCCAAGUUCAUUGGGACUGGGCAUGGACCAUGCAGGAUUAUGUGAUUGAGAGCUGCCAGAAUGGCUUGACCAUCGUUGGAGGAGCUGGUGGUCCGAUGAGUAACGGCCAGGGCGUAGGCUCUAUCGUUCUCGCUGAUGCAAUUAUUGCCAACACCCCCAACGGGAUUAUCACCUCACUGUAUGCUGAGAACUCCACCUCAUUCCUUAUCCAGAAUGUGGGCUUCUUCAACGUCCAGACAGCCAUCCAAGAUUCUGCUACAGGGCAGGUCCUUCUUGCUGGUGGCAACGAGGUCCUGAAGGAUUCGUGGGGCUUUGGUAUGACGGUCGACAACUCAACCGGCACUGGGACAUUCGUCAACGGCCAGGAUAUUCCCGUGAUGAAUCGCACUGAUGCACUUGUUGGCACUAACGCCUAUGUCAAGGCCAAUCUUUAUACCCGCCGCAGACCCAAGUAUGAUGACCUCAGCGCAAGUCAGUUCGUGAAUGUCAAGACACUAGGUGCCAAGGGUGAUGGAAAGACCGAUGACACAGUUGUGCUCAAUAAUAUCCUCUCCCAGGCCGCCAAUCUGUCAUCUGUUGUCUAUUUUCCGUUUGGUGUCUACAUCAUUAAAGAUACGUUGCGCGUCCCAGUUGGCUCACGAAUAAUCGGCCAAGCAUGGUCUCAGAUUAUGGCGACAGGCCCCAAGUUUGAAGACAUGAAGAAUCCACAUGUGGCAGUGCAGGUUGGCCAGCCAGGGGACACUGGUAUUGUUGAAAUUCAGGAUAUGAUGUUCACAGUGUCUGGGCCUACGGCUGGAGCUAUCCUCGUGGAAUGGAAUAUCCAUGAAUCAUCGCAAGGAUCAGCAGCAAUGUGGGACUCCCAUGUCCGUGUCGGCGGUGCCAUUGGUUCAAACCUCCAGAAGGACCAAUGUCCUAAGCAGUCCGGGGCCAUCAACCUGAAUUGCAUCGCUGCCUCACUCUUAUUACACCUGACACCAAAGUCUAGUGCAUAUCUAGAGAAUAUCUGGGUUUGGGUGGCAGACCAUGACCUCGAUGUAACCACACAGGAUCAGAUCGAUGUGUAUUCGGCCCGCGGUGUGUUGAUUGAGAGUCAGCUGGCGUGGUUAUACGGAACAGCGUCGGAGCACAGUGUGCUUUAUCAAUACCAGCUCUCCGGUGCUCAGAACAUUCUCAUGGCUAUGAUUCAGACCGAGUCCCCCUACUUCCAGCCUGUUCCCCCGGCUCCAGCACCAUUCAGCACCGGGGUCUUCCCAAGUGACCCGCUUUUCGAUAACUGCGAAGCGGACUCUCUCACCUGUGGCUUUGCCUGGGCUGUGCGAAUCCUCGACUCCUCUUCUAUCUAUAUACUUGGCACUGGCCUGUACAGCUGGUUUUCCAAUUAUUCGCAAGACUGCAUGUCGACUGAAAGCUGCCAGGCCCGUGGAUUUGAAAUCGAGGAGAGCUACGACAUCUGGAUCUAUAAUCUCUGCACAAAGGCCAUUGUAGAGAUGAUUUCGCCGGUCAAGUCUGUUCCAACUUACGCCAAGGACAACAUGAACGGGUUCUUGGCCUCUAUUCUGGCGUGGCUGAAUGGCGCAAAGCAAACUGCGGGCCAAAGGGACUUUCCGGGCUUCAUGCUGUAUACCUCCGCCGCCUUGGAGGCGUAUGACUUGCCAACGGCUUGCAAAACUUCUCUCAUGGAGCGCAUAAACUGCGACUCUUACAUGCUCAUGUUCAUGGAACCGAGUUAUCAUGGUACGCUGUAUAAUGAUACUCUUACGGAUUCUAUUUGCGAUGCUGGCUGUGGCGAUAGCCUUGGUCGGUGGUUCGACUCUGUGAGCCAGAACUGCGCAGGGUAUAAUAUCACCGGGGCAGUGCCUCCCAUGCUAGGCGGACGUCUCUGGGCAGCCUAUAACGAAACCUGCAUCAAAGAUACGCAGACCGGGGAUUACUGCAAUGACGUCAUCGACAACUUCACCUUGGUGGAUAGCAUUGACGCCAUGCCGGAAUCGGAAAUGUGCUCCUACUGUUACGUGGAGCGGUUACAGAUGAUGCAGCGGACCCCAUAUUCCGUUUACGACGAGUAUUAUCAAUCAGUGCUCGAGACUGUCCAACAGCGCUGCGGCUUGACCGGGCCAACCGACAUCCUACCGUCGCCCAUUACCUUACCCGAGCAGGAAGAGCCGAUCUGCCUCUCAGGAAUAACGCACACGACAGUCGACGGCGACACCUGCGACUCCAUCGCACAGGCAAACAGCCUCAGCUCCGCAGCACUCUACAUGGGAAACCAAGACCAGAUCUACAACUGCUCCACAAUCCCGGCAAACCUGAAUCUAUGCCUGCCCCUCCCGUGCAGCCAAACCUACAUACUCCAGCCAGACGAUACCUGCACGACCAUCGAGUCCGCGGCGUCUCUUCAGCUCGGCGAUCUCAGAGCAUUCAACCCGUGGAUCUCCUUCGCCUGCGAUAAUCUGCAGAUCGCCAGUGGCAUUUACGGGAAAACACUCUGCCUCACGCCCCAAGGCGGCUUCCACAAUAGCUCCGCGCCGAGUAACGGGUCAAGCACUGCUCCGAGCAUGUCAGACGGAUACGUCUACGCCGCGACGCCCCCGCCUACGAACGCCACGCUUGCGCCAAAUUCGACAAUAAACUGCGGCAGGUGGUACGAGGCUGCUGGGAACGACACGUGUGCUGAAAUCUGCGUGAAGGAGGGUAUCACGGGCCCGUUGUUCACGGCUGUCAACCCCUCGCUGGAUGCAGGGAAUUGUACGGCCAGCUUGCAUACGGGGUUGACGUACUGUGUUGGCCCAACGUAUAAUUGGAAUCUGACGUCCGCGGAUGAUGGUCCGAUUCCGAGUCCGAGUAGCAGCGCCGCAGUGGCAGCCUCGUCGGCGGCGGUGUACGGUAGACAUCUGUUCUUGUAG